This is a messenger RNA of Onthophagus taurus, 1023 nucleotides long. RefSeq names its product V-type proton ATPase subunit D. Gene Ontology annotation, molecular function: proton-transporting ATPase activity, rotational mechanism. The record is from RefSeq and is a predicted model, not a curated record. NCBI's taxonomy places the organism in Eukaryota, Metazoa, Arthropoda, Insecta, Coleoptera, Scarabaeidae.
AUGUCGCUGUUCUCAAUCGAUCUGUCAGUGGUCACAAUCUGUGGUCACAAUUUUUGUCAGCUGACUUCGUUAAACAUAGUGAAAAAUCAAAGAAAAUGUCCGGAAAAGACAGGCUUCCAAUUUUCCCAUCUCGUGGUGCCCAAAUGUUAAUGAAGGCGCGUCUAAAGGGUGCCCAAAAAGGUCACAGCCUUUUGAAGAAAAAAGCGGACGCCCUGCAAAUGCGUUUCCGUAUGAUUUUGGGUAAAAUCAUUGAGACCAAGACUUUAAUGGGAGAGGUGAUGAAGGAAGCUGCCUUUUCUUUGGCCGAGGCUAAAUUUACAACAGGAGAUUUCAACCAAGUAGUACUCCAAAAUGUAACGAAGGCCCAAAUUAAAAUCAGGACCAAAAAGGAUAAUGUUGCUGGUGUAACUCUUCCUGUGUUUGAAAGUUAUCAAGAUGGUACAGACACUUACGAAUUAGCUGGUUUAGCUCGUGGGGGUCAGCAAUUAGCUAAAUUAAAGAAAAAUUACCAAAGUGCUGUUAAACUUUUGGUUGAAUUAGCUUCAUUACAAACAUCGUUUGUAACUUUGGAUGAAGUUAUUAAGAUUACUAAUAGAAGAGUAAACGCUAUUGAACAUGUUAUCAUUCCAAGGAUUGAGCGUACUUUGGCUUACAUCAUUUCGGAACUUGACGAACUUGAAAGAGAAGAAUUCUACAGAUUGAAGAAAAUCCAGGAUAAGAAACGUAUCGCUCGUAAUAAAGCAGAGGCUAAAGCUGAAGCUGCAAAAGCGGCAGCUAAAGCUUUGGGCGAAAGCUAUGAACAAGAAAAUGCAGUUAGCUCUAUGUUGGACACAGGAGAUGAGGAUCUCCUGUUUUAAAACAAAUAAAUUUUUUUUCUUUUUCUUAUGUUAUCCCAACUAUGUAAUUGAUUUGUAUAUAAGUUCCCAUGAAAGUUUUUUCAGUAUUUGUAAUAAUUGUAAUUGUGUAAGAUACUCUUAUUGCUUAUAUACUCCAGGUUAAAAAUAAAAAAAUCAUACAGAAAUG